AAAAAAACAAAUACCACAGGAACCACAUAUUUUUACUAUCAUUAUGUCAAUAUAUACUACGUGCAUAGUUAACUAUUAUUAAUUUAAUUAAUAAAAUAACGUAUGGUCAGCAGCACGAUAGUUAUAUACCUGAUUAGUCACGUGGAUCGUGUCGAUGUGUCAUAUGAUAAAAGUAAUUGCCAAGUCGUUAAAAAAAUGUCAAACUUCUCCACGUCGUCUGUGAUAACACUGAUAAACUACAAUCUAUUUGAUAAAUUUUGUAUAUUGUAAUUUAGUUCUAUUGUGAAGAAUAUAACUUUCGACUUUUAAGUAAGAAUAUUUAAUAAUAAUAGUAAUAGUAAAUAAUGGAAAAUAAAUGGAACGUGUUGGUGACUGGGGGUGCUGGUUAUAUUGGUUCUCACACGGUAUUAGAACUAAUUAAACAAGAUUUUCCGGUGGUGGUCAUUGACAAUCUUGGCAAUGCCCAUAAAGAUCCGAAUGCCAGUAAACCAGAAUGUCUUUUACGUGUAGAAAAACUCGCCAGUAAAUCAGUAAUAUUUGAGAAAUGUGAUAUUACAGAUAUAAACAGUAUAGAAAAAUUAUUUAAAAAGUAUAAAUUUCAAUGUGUUAUUCAUUUUGCUGCUUUAAAAGCAGUAGGUGAAUCGUGCCAAAAACCUUUGGAAUAUUACAAAACAAAUGUUGGAGGUACAUUAAAUUUGUUGCAAGUAAUGAAAGAUAAUAAUGUCAAAAACUUGAUAUAUUCAAGUAGUGCAACUGUUUAUGGGAUACCAGAAAAGUUACCUCUUACUGAAGAAAUGAAAACUGGUAACUGUACUAAUCCCUAUGGGAAUACAAAGUUUAUCGUUGAAGAAAUUUUAAAGGAUUUGUGUGCAAGUGACAAAUCCUGGUCAGUUAUAUCGUUAAGGUAUUUUAAUCCUGUUGGCGCACAUCCGUCUGGUGAAAUAGGAGAAGAUCCAAAUGGUAUUCCAAACAAUUUAAUGCCAUUCAUAGCUCAAGUGGCUGUUGGUAAAAGAGAUAUAUUGUAUGUUUACGGUGAUGAUUAUGACACACCCGAUGGUACAGGUGUUAGAGAUUAUAUACACAUAAUGGACUUGGCUGUUGGCCAUGUAAAAGCUAUUAUUUAUCAAAGCUCACGAGAUGUUAAGGGUUUCAAGCCAAUUAAUUUAGGCACUGGGAGAGGUUUUUCUGUAUUAGAAAUGAUAAAGGCAUUUGAAAAAGCUUCUGAUAAAAAACUUAAUUAUAAAAUUGUUGAAAGACGACCCGGAGAUGUAUCAUCAAGUUAUGCAGAUGCUUCAUUGGCAAAAAAAGAAUUUGACUGGAUUGCUACAAAGAAUAUUGAUGACAUGUGCGCUGACACGUGGAACUGGCAAAAAAAAAAUCCUAAUGGAUUUAAAUCACUCUGAUUAUUAAUUUAAUUAUCAACAUAAUGUAAGUAGCCAAAUGAGGGAUAAAUAUUAUUAAUAAAAAUCAUUACCAA
Molecule: messenger RNA, 1477 nt
Organism: Cotesia glomerata
Lineage: Eukaryota; Metazoa; Arthropoda; Insecta; Hymenoptera; Braconidae
Product: UDP-glucose 4-epimerase-like
Exons: 7
Coding region: 345-1403 (352 amino acids)
Biological process (GO): beta-D-galactose catabolic process via UDP-galactose, Leloir pathway
Cellular component (GO): cytosol
Molecular function (GO): UDP-glucose 4-epimerase activity
Source: RefSeq, a predicted model, not a curated record